ACUGAGAGACCGAUCCGAAAAGAUUAUUGUGAUUAAAAUCACGGAUCGGGGAGCAAAAACUGUCCGAUAAAAUGUUUUUCACUUAAUGGGCGAUUCCUCUGGACCUGGGAAAUGACAAUCCAUUGAUGUACAUGUACAUGUAUCUGAGGGAAUCAUAGAGAGCCAUCAGCAUCAUGGCCAGCCGCAUCGCCCUCGUUGAGUUUACUCCAAUCAAGAGCUGUUUCAUCAGUCUACCUGUGCCUUGGGGCCAGGAGUUCCAACGGAAACAGAAUUCUAUAUUUGAGCUUCAAUGGGGAGACAGGGGCAGGGCGUACGUCUCCUGGGCUGGGGACAUGGUGAUCGCUGCGAUGAAUAAUGGAGGUACCACACCGACCCUACAGAUCAAUGGUCUGUACGCUAACAAGCUCGGACUGUGUCAUGGCGAAGAGGUAUUACUGCGACCGGUGUCGGCAGUCCAUCACUGUAGCAGAAUAAGUGUGGAGCCAGCAACCUCCGACGACUGGGAAAUACUGGAGCUGAAUACAGGGUACGUUGAAUCCAAUCUAUUAAACCAAGUGAGGAUCGUGUGGACAGGACAGAUUCUACCAGUUUGGAUCGAGAAAAAAAUCUGCAUUUUCAUCAAGAUUGGUACAACAGAACCCAAUGCAUCCUGUGUGCAGUUACAACAAAACACCGAACUAGUCGUGGCCCCAAAGUCACGCCGCAAUCACACAUCCUCAAGGCCCCCAGCUCCAAACCUAAACCCACUUCCAAGCCGCUCGACAGUUAACCCGGACAGACAGGGUGGGAUUAGCCCUCAGAGAGACUCGGAUAAAACCCCAAGCAGUAUGGGGUCCAUCGUUGGGGGCGGGACUCCGUCCAACUACACGAGCGACUACGACUCUGCGACAAGCCCUAGUGAUAGCACCUUCUCCACGGCUCAUUUGACUGACGGUAGCUCUGGUGGGAACACCCCGACCCAACCCUGGAGUGUUCCACCUGAAUCUCUUGAUAACUCCAUACCCUGGUCUUAUAGAGUGUGGUGUCGAAUCAAAUCCAUAUUUUUUAGCGAUGAGGGCGACAAUCAGACUGCAGUCGGGGUUAGCGAUAUGGAAGAGGCUCGUCGCAAGAUGGCCGCUGAGUUCUGGAAAGAUGUGAGGAUUGUUGCACGUGUCCAGCCCAUGUUUGAGCGUAGUGAGAGUACGGUUUUAAGAGACUCAUCCUCCUCUGGUUUGCUGGCGUCUGGAGUCGAUAAGAAGCCUCAAGGACCCGACAGGAAGCAUAUAGCGCCGAGUAAUUCAACAGCUCAAAAGAGGCCCAGCGAUGCACCUAGUCCUCAACUUCCAAUGACUGACCCAAGUCCCCUUCCCAACAUGAACUCCUACACCCACCUCAUGCAGCCGACGACGGUGUACCUCAGCUCAGACUGCGAGACCGAGUUCGUCCGACAUCAUAACUCGAACACGGACGAGCACCAAUGCCCCGUCAACGCGUUCGUCACGUUCCUGGCGUACCUCUCCAAGAUUCCGUCGCCGAGGGAAAAAAAAGAGGAAGUGAACAGGAAGUUUCAACAAACCCAGAAAAAGUACCACGAAGAGAGGAAGACCAGCGGUUCUUCGUUGUCAGAGCAGCAACCGCAUCUCUCUGAUCCCGCAACCAAAGACGCCACAAAAACAGACGACAUCAACCCUUCCUGCGUUGUCCGAGUCAUCAUCCACAGUAAUGAACUCAAGAGGCAUCAGAAUGGGCAAAGCAAGAACGUCUACUCCUCGAACACUUUCCAGAAACGAAACAUCUCUUGGUUUAUUCAGAUUCCUGACUUGCUGAGGCGACAGCUCGGCCUGGAGGCAUCGGCGAAGGUGGAGCUUCGACCUGUCUUGAUACCACCUCAUCCCAUUCACAGCAUUGUUCUCUUUCCCCUGUUUGAUAAGCCAGCGACUUUGACGACGGAAGACUUGGUGUUUGCCUUUGAGUAUUGGGUGUCGUGCGUGAGUUGCAUGAUUUCCCCAAUCCCAAUCAAGCAACAUGGAACACUACUCCAGUUUCCCAUCUCAAGAACAGGAGAUAUCCAAGGUGAAUUCCUGAUUUCCAUCAACUACCAAGACAACGCCAACAAGACGGACAGCUCAUCGUCACCCACUCCGAUCGACGCGUCUCAGACCUACUUUCUUCUCCAUCCCCUCAGCGCCAAGAAGAGCAAGGCCAGGAUCCUAGACAGAAUGACGACCUCCAAUAAGCCGGCCUUUAUUCCUCGGAUGCCGUCUUCGGGUGUUUCGGAGUUGGACAACGUGGUUUGUGGAUAUCGAUUACGGGAUUUAGGAGGAGUCACAGUAGAUCUUGGCAAGGAGGCAGUCAGCUACCUAAGCACCGCUCUAAUGACCAGACCCCUGAGCCGCUCCCUCGGUGAAUCCCUCCCUGGGAUCCUACAGGGUGGGCUGCUGAUCUGUGGGCCCAGGGGGAGCGGGAAGAGCACCCUGGGACGAUCGGUGUGUAGGGAGAUGAUGGCUUGGCCGAACCUCGCUCAUGUCAGCUUAGUGGAAUGUAAACAACUCAAAGGGAAACGGAUCGAGACCAUCCGUAAGAUCUGGGAGGAGGCCAUGAAUGAGGCAGCGUGGAGACAGCCAUCUAUCAUCCUAUUGGAUGACUUGGAUCAUGUGACUGCCUCACCACUGGGUCCCGAGCAGGAGAUUAGCCCUGAGGCAGUGUACCACACGCGAGUAGCUGAGAUUUUAAAAGACAUCAUGAUGGCAGAGGUCAAAGAAGGGUCACAAGUCUGCAUAUUGGCAACUACAAGGUCAAAGGGCACUCUCCACCAAUCACUAACAAGCUCAAGGGGCUGCCAUCUUUUCCAGUCAUGCCUGGAGAUUCCGUCACUGAACAAAGAGCAGCGAGUAGAAGUGUUCAACUCGGCCGUCCGUUCCAAGGUCGAGGUUGACCUGCGGACUUUCGACCAUGUCGAUGCAGUUGCCCUGAUGUCACAGAUGGAAGGGUACGUUGCCCGUGAUGUAGUGACUGUCGUAGAGAGGGCCAUCCAUGCCGGCUGCAGCAGGGAGAUGGUGGAGGGAAGACCGAGGCUUGAUCCUACGCCACAUGAGAGACCGGCCAAGGACCCCAACGUGGAAGAAAUUCUCCUGAUCCAGGAGGACUUUGAGGUCGCGUUACUGGACUACACUCCGGCCACCCUCAGGGACGUUCCAUUACACAGCGCAGGGGAGUUAGGAUGGGAUGACGUAGGGGGGCUGAGGGACGUAAAGGAGUCGUUACUGGAAACUUUGCAACUACCUGCAAAGUACCCUGUGCUGUUUGCCAACUGUCCCCUGAGAUUGCGAUCCGGUCUACUCCUGUACGGUCCGCCGGGGACAGGCAAGACGCUGCUCGGUGGUGUGGUUGCCAGGGAAUGUGGACUUAACUUCAUCAGUAUUAAGGGACCAGAACUCCUGAGCAAGUACAUCGGUGCUAGCGAGCAGGCAGUGAGGGACCUCUUCAACAGAGCUCAGAGUGCUAAACCUUGCAUCCUCUUCUUUGACGAGUUUGACUCACUGGCUCCAAGGCGUGGCCACGACAGCACUGGGGUGACCGACAGGGUUGUCAAUCAACUCCUUACGCAGCUUGAUGGAGUAGAAGGGCUUCAAGGUGUUUACGUGAUAGGAGCCACCAGUCGACCUGACCUCAUCGACCCAGCUUUACUCAGACCUGGUAGAUUAGACAAAUGCCUCUUCUGUCCCAUUCCAGGCACGGAUGAGAGAUUGGAGAUUCUUCAGGCCCUGACGCGUAAAAUCCCCCUGACCAAUGACGUCAAUCUGCGCACCGUUGCCGCUCAGUGCGAACACUUCACUGGUGCAGACUUCAAGGCUCUCCUGUACAACGCUCAGCUCGAUGCCAUCCACGCUACCCUCUCCAACCCAGACCUGGAUGGUGACUACGACCCUCCGAUGACCCUCAGCAAGAAGCAGUGCAGCAUGGGAGCGGACGAGUGGAAGCUCACCUUCAUGGAGAGCUUCUCCGCCGACGGAGAUUACAUGGGGAACAACGCCGACGACAACAACGCCCGGGAAGUUGACGUGACGUCCCGCUCGCCGAGUAGGCGGCUCCGGCGGGAAAAUGGUAAUUCAGUUCAUUUCGGUUCCCCCCGUAGGUCAGCAACGGGAUCCGAGUCGAGUAACAACUCCAUGGAUUUUGUCCAAGUUAAUGUACAGGAUUUGAAAAGUGAUGGAGUCUCCUCUCUUGCUGAGGGGCGUGUUGUAGCUGAGGAUGACCCAGGCAGUGAUGUGAGGUCAGAUGUUAAAGGUCACUGCAGUGAUGGGAGAUCAGAUGUUAAAGGUCACGGUCCGUCGCUGAGGAAGCUGGCUGCUGUCAAGCGAGGGAGCACUACGAUGACGACGACGAAGCCACGAAUGAGUGAUAUUAUCGGUGAUUCCAUUGACAAUGAAGAGGUACCAGGACCCAUGGAGGGACUGGACGACCCAUUCUAUACCAGCACGAGGCAGUGGGGUGAACAGCAAGUUAUCUACAUGCCCACCCUACGAGAUGGAGUGGUAGAUCCCAGCAAAGAUACUCAGGAAAAAAUCAACUCACAGAUUGCUGUCAUUAAAGAGAAUUACCGGCAAAGAACAAACAGACUCCAGGGUUACCAGAAUGAGAGGGCCAAGUCUGUUGAUGGUUCAGCCGUUAUUCACAUCAGUCAAGCUCACUUAUUAAGAGCCGCUGCAGACAUGAAACCAUCGGUGACAUUCUCAGAGCGAGCUAGAUACCAAAGCAUAUAUGAACGUUUUGUGCAGUCGAGAGGAGGUAACUUCAAUCCAACCCCACAGCAACAGGCUGGUCAGAAGAGAGCAACGUUGGCUUAGUUGAACUCAGGAGUACCAAGUGUCGGCAACUGGGUUGGCUGAUGAUGGGAAAGUGUCUGUCUGUACACAGCUAAGGAACCCUUGCAAUUGAAGAUUUUAUAGACCUUUCCAUCACAAUAAGUCUUUUGCAUAGUUGCUCCACCUUACACAACCCAAGCUGUUGAAUGUUUUUUGGGGUUGAUCAACUCACUGGUAAUUGUAUAAAAAAAAAUUCCAAGUUUAAAAUUUUGUUUUGUUGAAGUUUUUUCUUUCUUUUCAGGGAAAUUUACAUGCAAAGUAAUCAAGAGGUAAUCUUGAAAUUUAGAAAAAUGGUUUAAUGAAUAGGAGUGUGCAAUUUAUUUUGUUUAUAGGGCAUUAACGAUUAAAAUACCGUAACAACUUCACUGGAUUAGUCUUCGCUCUGAGGAUCAAAGAGUUUGUUCUCAACUACAAAAUGUGAACAAAUGUAUUUAGAACAAUUCGAUUAGUUUUUAAGUUGAUGUACUUGAUCAAGCUGAAAUGUACUAGAUUUGAUUUGUAACUUGUAAUAAUGUUUGCGAAUAGAGGUUAAAGAUUUUGACUGACACAGUACUUAAUUUUAAUAAUGGGAAAUAGUUUUUAUUUGAAUAUAAUUAUAAAUAGUGUGAAUUUAUCUGGUGUACUUCAAAUCAUUUUUAUCGAUUUGAUGUAAAUGAUAUAUAUUUAGUAUAAGUGGAUUGUGGUGGUGUUGAAAUGGUCCCCAACCCUCCUACUGUUAGACUGUUCGAUAUCAUCAACUGGGGUUUUGAGUGGUAAACUUUGCCAGCCUGCAACGGGGUAUCAUGUAAUGAGGUCAUCUACACAGUACAGCUCUCAACAGUUUUGCAAUCAAGGCAAAAUUAAGACACAAUUGUAACUUUAUGAACAAAUGAUCACGUGUCAAAGCUUAAAGCAAUAAUCUUUUUUAAAUUGUUGUGCCAUAUUUUCUGGUUUUACUUUUUUACUUUCCUUUAUGUAUCUUUAUAUACUUGGCCUUUUCUCAACCCCACCGUUGGUGUACAGUUUUUCUUAAAACAAAGUAAAAAAUAAUUGUUUCGAAUCCUAUUUAUUUUCUUUUGAAUGCAAAGUGGCAAUGAUAGAAUGCGUUACGAUUAUUUUCCAUUGUAAACCAUAAGGAGCUUCCGAUUUUUGUUAAAAUUAAUAUGUGAAACAUUUUUGUGUUAUGAUGAAUAACAAUGCUUUUAUUAACAGUGACA
Asterias rubens (European starfish) is the source of this 6040-nucleotide messenger RNA. RefSeq names its product peroxisome biogenesis factor 1-like. Gene Ontology annotation, biological process: protein import into peroxisome matrix. Gene Ontology annotation, molecular function: ATP binding; ATP hydrolysis activity. Gene Ontology annotation, cellular component: cytosol; peroxisome; peroxisomal membrane. The transcript has 21 exons. NCBI's taxonomy places the organism in Eukaryota, Metazoa, Echinodermata, Asteroidea, Forcipulatida, Asteriidae. The record is from RefSeq and is a predicted model, not a curated record. The coding region runs from base 174 to 4826 and encodes 1550 amino acids.